UAUGUGCGCGACGCGGCGCGGCGUGAGCCUCCUCUAGACUGUCGACGCACGACCACCGGGUUAGGGACGACAAGGGAGGCCCGUGCCAGCGCGCGUGGAGACGUCAAUCCGGACGACACGAGAACGACGAUUCGGACGCGGGUGGAUUCGGCGAGAUCUCUGUGGUGGUGGUGGUGGUGGUGGUGGAGGAGGUGGAGGACGACGCUCUCGGCGACGCGACGCGACGCGACGCCACGCCACGCCACGCCGUCGACGUGUUGAUACGCGUCGCAGCGAGCCACGGUAGCGAGCUGGUCGUUUGUUCGACCGACAAUGACAACGUGCUAACCGUGGUACCAGGCGAGUCUCGGGAGUCAUGGCGAACAUCGCGGCGCAGCGAAUCAAACGGGAAUUCAAAGAGGUUAUAAAGAGCGAGGAGAUAGCAAAAUGUGCGAUUAAAGUUGAGUUGGUCAACGAUAGUCUUACCGAAUUAAAGGGAGAGAUUGCUGGUCCACCAGACACACCAUACGAAGGUGGUAAUUUUGUGCUCGAAAUCAAAGUUCCCGAGACGUAUCCAUUCAAUCCUCCUAAAGUACGUUUUAUAACAAAAAUAUGGCAUCCCAAUAUAUCUUCCGUAACUGGUGCCAUAUGUUUGGAUAUUUUAAAAGAUCAAUGGGCUGCCGCAAUGACUCUGCGUACAGUAUUACUGUCGCUACAAGCGUUGUUAUCUGCAGCAGAACCUGAUGAUCCUCAGGAUGCAGUAGUCGCUAAACAAUAUAAAGAACAUCCAGAAUUGUUUCGUCAAACUGCCACACAUUGGACAUUUGUAUAUGCAGGUGGGCCAGCAAAGAUGCCCGAUUUAGAUGACAAAAUAAGAAGAUUAACAGAUAUGGGAAUUGAAGAACAUAAUGCGAGAGUCGCUUUAUCAUCAUAUAAUUGGGACUUGGAACGCGCCACUGAGCACUGCCUCUUCAGUUAGUGAUAACUACAUAGUUAAUUUGUCACAUUCAAGCAUUUGUCACAUCCAUUCAUUUUGUGUUAAAAAUUUUCUUGUAAUAUCGUGUUUGGAUAUUGAUAGAUUUUACAAUUGGAAUUCUACAUCUAGAAUAUGACAAUAUUUGGAUGAUAAAAAACCUUAACCAGAAAAUCUAUUCAAUAUCUACCAAUAGUCACAUUUAUUUAAUUUGUAACAUAAGCAUGAAAGAGAAAUAAUUAUUAAAAAAUGGCUAGUAUAAAUCAAUUAGCUAAAUUUUAAGCAUUUUAUGAAAAAUAUAUUGUUCUGUAUUACAUUCUGUUUAAAUUCUACAUUGUUACUUAAGAAAUAAUGAAAUUUAAAUUAAUAUAUUCUUGAUUGCUUACAUUAUACGUAAUAAUACAGUAUAUCUCAAAUUUAAAUAUAAGUACAUACUCUUCUUCAAUUCUCUGCAUACCAUUGUCAAAUUUUUAUUAUUUAAUUGACUUUUGAAGUUUUCUAUUGCAGUACAGAUUUCAAAUUUAUAUUAGGAAUAUUGAAUUUUCACUCAAAUUUGCUAUACCUUUAAAUAUAUAUAGAGUCUGUUUGCAGUUUGAAUAAUAAUGAUUUGCGUUUUAUAUCAGUGAUGUACAAAUUUUCUUGAACAUUAUUAAGCUUAUGAUAAAGCAUGAGAAAAAAUUUUGAUUGUUGUGUUUAACUUUUUAUAUUUAAAUUUGUUGAUUAACAAAAAUAAUUUUUUGAACUAAUUUUAAAAUCUGUCAGAAUCACUAAAUGUAAUUUGAUCAUCACUGAUUUCUGAUAAAUAAAGUAAUAUUAUGCAACAUACCGUAUUAACAUGUAUAAAAAACUUUUUUUAUUUGAGGUAGAAAAAAUAUAAUUUGGGCAAAUCCGCUUGUAUAUUAUUAAAGUAAGAUAUGACCUGUAAAAAGAUUCAUAAACUUGUUCGCUUUAAUGUUGAUGUUUUAGACUUGUACAUUUUUAGUGUGGCUUACAUGAGGUGAUAAAACUAUCAUGUCACAGAUAUGUAUCUUUACAAAUAUAUAUUAUUUUUCUGUUUUUAUAUUUGUACCAUGCCGUGUACAUUCCAGACUCAGGUGUAAAUGGCAUUUAUAGCAGCGUCAGUUAAAUUCUAUAUUUAAAAAUAUAUAAUUAGAGAGAAAAAAUAAAAAUAAAUAAAAAUUGAUUUUAGUAACAAUUUUGUAAAAUUAUGAUACAGCACAGCUAAAAAGAAUGAAGAUGUUAUUAAGAAAUUUAAUUAUUAUUUGUAUAAUAAUGUAUAUGAUACAAAAAUGCAUGUAGUUUUUUGUACAAUUGAAAUGUUAAAUCAUGUGCAUUAUACAGUAAAAGGCUAAAAAAUUUAAUUAUUGGUUUACAUCAAUUAGUGAUAUGCAAUUUCUCAAAAAGUGAUCAGUCGAUUGUAAAAAUUGUUUUGCUUUAUUUUUUAUAUUUAGCUUGCGAUGUAUUAUCCUAUAUAUGGGAUUGUUUAUGGAUGUGGUUGUGGUUCCAACAUCCUUUUUGAUGUUUUAAUUACUGUAAUGUUUAUCAUAAAAUAAAUAUUCUUUUUCCAUUGUUUUGCUUGGAUUUUGGUCUAUACAGAUUUUCCUUAACGUAUAAUUUUUUUAAACAUUGAGAGGAUUUACUUAUUUUCCAUAAUAUCAGUAUAUAAAUUUUUAUAUUAUACUUUUUUGUUAAUAAGUAUUUAACACAAAACUUUUAUUAUUUAAUACUGAAGUAUAUAAAUCAUGUCAGAGAUGGUUGAAUAUUAAUUUCUCACUAGAUUUCUUGUAUAUAGUCUAUAUACAAAAGCAAUAUAUAAAAAUAUAUUUGUAAAAUUGACUAUCCACUCUCUUAUGUGCGAUAAGUUAUUGAAAAUGUCUUUCCUUGUAAAACACCAUUAAAUUUAAUCUAUAAUGUACAAAUACGACUUGAUAUUGUAUACAACAUGUAAUAAAUUAUUAGUAAUAGUAAUAAAUACUGAAUUCAUUAAUUAUGA
Messenger RNA from Monomorium pharaonis (pharaoh ant), 2945 nucleotides. RefSeq names its product ubiquitin-conjugating enzyme E2-22 kDa (gene Ubc4). The transcript has 5 exons. The record is from RefSeq and is a predicted model, not a curated record. The coding region runs from base 356 to 958 and encodes 200 amino acids. Gene Ontology annotation, biological process: protein polyubiquitination; proteasome-mediated ubiquitin-dependent protein catabolic process. Gene Ontology annotation, cellular component: nucleus. Lineage: Eukaryota; Metazoa; Arthropoda; Insecta; Hymenoptera; Formicidae. Gene Ontology annotation, molecular function: protein binding; ubiquitin conjugating enzyme activity.